Messenger RNA from Purpureocillium takamizusanense, 5495 nucleotides. RefSeq lists its product as uncharacterized. Lineage: Eukaryota; Fungi; Ascomycota; Sordariomycetes; Hypocreales; Ophiocordycipitaceae. The record is from RefSeq and is a predicted model, not a curated record. The transcript has 3 exons. Gene Ontology annotation, molecular function: protein binding. The coding region runs from base 246 to 5282 and encodes 1678 amino acids.
CGGUGCCAUCGCUCGGGUCGCCCAUCCGCCCGAGAGACCACCGAGAGAAUAAGACGGCGGCCCGGCCCCAUCGACACCAUGGCCGCCGCCGUGGGAUCUCCCCUUCGCUCGCCCAUCCUGCUCUUCGUUCGCUGUGCAGAGUAGGUGACGAUAUACCGACCGCCUUCUCCCCUCGCUACAGGGAGGAAGAGCACGUCGUCGAUGACAGCUACGCUCGUUACAUCCAUACCCCUGUCGUCGCCAACAUGAAAGCCGUCUGCGCUGUGUUCGUGGCCGCCCUCGCCGGGCUGGCUCACGGGCUGGCCUCGACGGAUACCAUCACCUGGGGAGGUGACAACACCCGGGCUGGUUACCAGACGAACCACAACAUGGACCCGGCUGUUGUAGGAAGCUCACAGUUUGGACAGCUUUUCAAGACAAAACUUCCCGGCCAGUACAAUGGCAACCCGGAGCAGAUCUUCUCUCAGCCGCUCGUUUACACCCCCAAGAGCGGCACCAAGCAGUACGUCUACUGGGCUACCACGCAGAACAACCUCUACAAGCUCGACGCAAAGACGGGCGAGAUCGUCGCCUCUCGCAACCUACACAUUCCCUUUCUCACGGCUGAUCUCGACGGCUGCGUGGACAUCAACCCCACCGUCGGCGUCACCUCCACUGGUGUCAUUGACCCCGACACCGAGACGCUCUACCUCACGGCAAAGACCUAUCUCAACCAAAACGGCGGCAACGGCGCUCAGGGACGCCCCAAUGGCCGAUACUACGUCCAUGCCAUUGACCUCAACGACCUUUCCGAGAAGCCCGGCUUCCCCAUCGACCUCGAGGGACUCAUCGCGCGUAACAACCCCACCCGUAUGUUCACCGGCGGCAUCCACCACCAGCGCCCGGCUCUUCUGCUCACCGGCGGUUACAUCUACGCCGGCUUUGCGUCGCACUGCGUCCAGUACAACUUCACCGGCUGGAUCGUUGGCUGGGACAAGCAGGGCAAGAUUGUCGAGAAGUGGGCUACCGAGGGCCAAGGCGUGCCUAACACCAUCAAGGGCGGUGGUAUUUGGAUGUCUGGCGGUGGUCUGGCUUCCGACGACGCUGGUUCUAUCUGGGCCGCCACCGGCAACGGCUACGCGUCUCAGUUGGCCAACGUCCCCGUCAAGGGCUACAACCCGCCCACGUCUCUGGAGGAGGCCGCCAUCCACAUGACCCAGAACACGGACGGCAGCUUGAACCUGGUCGACUUCUUCAUGCCGUGGGAAAAACAGGCGCUGGACGGUGCAGACAAGGAUCUCGGCACGAGCCCCUUGGAGAUUCUGCCAUCGGCAUUCUCUUGCGGUGACGCCAGGCGCAUCGGCGUUGUCACGGGCAAGAGCGGCAAGACGUACUGGCUCAACCUCGACAACCUUGGCGGCUACAGAAACGGCGCCGAUGGCCUGGACGACGCCAUCCAGGUCUACCAGAACCCCAACUCGGUCUACGCCGGCGCUGGCGUCUAUCCCCUGGAAGGUGGAUACAUCUACAUCAACGUUAUUCAGUACCCCACGGCCGUCUUCAAAUUUUCGUGCAAUGGCGGCAAGGCUUCUUUCACCAAGGUCGCCGAGUCGCCCGCUGCCAACGCCUACAUCCUCGGCGUCAGCCACGGUACUGUCACGUCGCUCAACGGCCAGCCGGGCACCGGUCUGCUCUGGGUCACGGACGUCCAGGGCCUGAAUCUCAAGAUCUACAAUGCUGUCCCCAAGGAUGACAAGCUGGUCAUGAUCAACUCCUUCAACAUCCCCGGCACGAUGAAGUUCACCCGGCCCGUCUUUGGCGACGGCACCGUCUACGUCGGCACGAACCAGGGCUUCGUCUACGGCUUUGGCUCCCCCGUCAACGUCCCCUUGAACUGCACCUCACCCGUCGACUUCGGCAACGUCGAUAUCGCCAACAGCAGCGCCUCCAAGCCAAUCAGCUGCACGGCCAACAUUGACGUCACCGUCACCGGCAUCGCGCUAGACGACCCCACCAACUUCCAGGUCUCUGGUGUUCCCACGCUGCCGGUCCAGGUCCCCAAGGGUCAGUCGUUUACGUUCAACGGCAUCUUCAAGCCCACCAGCGUCGGCUUCAUCUCCGAUGAUAUCCUCGUCAACACCACCAACAGCAUUGCCGGCUACAGCACAAGCACCCACACGCGUCUCACUGGUACAGGCCAGAGUUCGGGGGCUCUCCUCGGCCUCAGCCCGAACACCAUCACCUUCAAGGGUGUCGUGACGGGAGAUGACCCCAACGGCGUCACAGAGACCCUCGUUGUCUCCAACAGGGGCAACGCCCCCCUGUCCAUCACGCAGGUUCUGUACUCGAGCACGAGCUCGACUGGCCCGUACGCAUCGUGGAGCGGUCAAGGCGACCUAGUCGUUGGCAAGUUCACGUUGAAGCAGAUCCCCACGGCCGUUGCCGCGAACCAGGGCGCUACUGUCAACGUCGUCUUCGACUCCUCGACCAGCGGCACGUAUUCUGGAUUUGUCAAGUUUGUGAGCAACGGCGGCAAUGCGACCGUCUCCAUCGCCGGCUCGUCUGGCCCGGCCGCAAGUGCCCUGCUUGAGUUCCAAACGCCCGACGGCAGUGGUUGGGUCAAGUUUGACAACAGCACUGCCUUCACGUUCGGCAACGUCACGGAGAACACGUCGAGGUCUCUCAAGUUCCGCAUCACCAACACCGCUCCCACGGAUGGCGUCAAGCUCUCCCUGACGGUGUCCAAGCCUCCGUUUGGCGUUCCUGGACUCAUCCGAGCCGCCAACCAGAUUGACCUUGCGGAAGGCACGUCGCUCGCCCCCGGCGAGAGCGGCAACGCGACCCUCACCUGCACCGUGCCCAAGUCACAGUGGAACGUCGACCCAUACAACGGAACGGCGCAGUGGACGCUCAACACCAACGACCCCAAGCUGGGAAAGCAGUUCAUCCAGUUCUUCUGCAACGCCGUUGCCGAGCAGGCGGCCCCUCUGCUGCCCAAUGGGCAGGGGCAGUACCGCUACGUGGGCUGCUUCCAGGACAACACCCCCGGCCGCCAACUGCCAAACCAGCUCUUUGCCAACGACAGCCUCACUAAUGCCCAGUGUAUCACCGCUUGCAACGGCAAGGGCAAUGUUUUCUGCGGUACCCAGUACCAUCGUGAAUGUUGGGGCGGCAACACCAUCCCGCUCAACAAGGUGGACGACGUAAACUGCAACUUUUACUGCUCUGGUGAUGUCCAGCAGACGUGUGGUGGUAACGGCGCGAACGAACUGUCGGGCAAUACCUUCAUGUCACUUUUCGCCGACUCUCUACAAUGGGAUGGAAACUCUACCAAGCCUCCCACCUCGGGUCCCAUUGUCAACCCUGGCGUCUCCGGCUACGGCAGCAUCGGCUGCUACACUGAAGGCACCAAUGGCCGUGCGCUCCCCAACGGCGCAGCCGUCGCUAAGAAGACGGUCGCGAACUGCGUCAAUGCCUGCAAGGUCAACUCGUACACGUACGCCGGCGUGGAGUACGGCGGCGAGUGUUGGUGCGGCAAUGCCCUCGGCGCAGGCUCGGUCCCUGCGCCGGACAAGGACUGCGGCAUGCUGUGCAAUGACAACUCGACUGAGUACUGUGGUGGCUCGUCUCGACUGAACGUCUACAAGCUCGGCAGCCAGGUUUCCAGCUCGUCGUCAUCGGCCCCCGCCACCUCGUCUACUCCCGCGACGGACUCCACCACGGUAACGACUCCCACAACUCCCACCACCUCGGCGACGCCGACUCCCACGGGUCCUUCAAGGAAACAGACCGUUGGCAAGUUUACUCGUCAGGGAUGCUGGACCGAGACCAACAACGGUCGGGCCCUCUCUGACAAGACAUUCGCCGCCGAUACGAUGACGUUGGAAUCGUGCGCCUCGUUCUGCGACGCCUUCACUUACUUUGGUGUCGAGUACGGCCGAGAAUGCUACUGCGGCAAUGCCCUACGCGCAGGCAGCGUGAAGGCUGACAACCAGGACGACUGCUACUUCCCUUGCCCUGGCGACAAGAGCGAAUACUGCGGUGCUGGAAGCAGGCUCGAGUUGUACAUGCUCCCCUCGUCUAACCAGACUUCGUCCACCUCGUCUGCUUCACUAGUAGACACGGCCCUGUCGGCAACAUCCACGGCUCCCGCCAAUAUCAGCAGCAGCAGCCCGGCAACGCUCACAACCACUACCAGCACAAGCACCAGCAGCUCGGCUACUCCGACACCAACCGGCCCUGCCAUCAAGCCCACCGUCGGCGCAUUUGCCUUCCAGGGUUGCUGGACUGAGGCGACCAAUUCCCGCGCGUUGAAGGACAAGACAUACGCCAACGACGCCAUGACCCUUGAGUCCUGCUCCGCGUUCUGCAUCGGCUUUACGUACUUUGGUGUCGAGUAUGGACGCGAGUGCUACUGCGGCAACGCUCUGCAAGCUGGGAGCGUCAAGGCCACGAACCAGGGCGACUGCUCGUUCCUCUGUCCCGGUGACAAGUCCACGUACUGUGGCGCGGGCAACAGGCUGCAACUGUACAUGCUUGCGCCUGUGUCGUCGAGUUCGACGUCUGCUGCAGCCGUCAACACGACCAGUGCGUCGGCCGCGCCAGCCUCUAGUUCUUCUAGUUCAGCGGCGCCCACCACUCUGACAAGUUCAGAUUCCUCUACUCUGGCGCCGACCACUGCCACAACGUCGGUCUCCACGAACAGCACGAGCUCCAGCACUCCUACCACCUCGACGACCUCGUCCUCUCAGACGCCUACCACAAGUACGUCUUCGAGUGCCGCAGACAGCACAAGCUCUACGAGCAGCACGAGCUCCAGCGCUGCUGCCACGUCAACGUCCUCGUCCUCUUCGGCUCAAACAUCGACCACGACUACGUCUUCAAGUUCUACGAGCAGCACAAGCCUCAGUACCACAACCUCUACCUCCACCUCCACAACGUCAGCAUCGCCCACGCCUACCGGACCCAUUGUGUGGCCGGGCAAUGCCAACUUUACGUACUACUCUUGCGUUCAGGAGCCGUCUUCAGGCAAGCUCAUGGAGAAGCAAGUGUACAACAACGGCACCAGCAUGACCAUCGACCUGUGCCUGCAGAAGUGCUACAUGUACAAGUGGGCGGGUGUCGAAUAUGGUCGCGAAUGUUGGUGCGGCAACAAGCUCAACCUGGCUGGCAACACGGGUGCCACACCCGGCAAGAAUGUCACAAACUCGCAGUGCAGCUUGCUCUGCCCGGGUGACAAAAAGGUAUACUGUGGUGCGGGCGGCAGACUGCAGCUGUAUUCGAACAACGCCACGACCACAUGAGAGAUUGGCAUAAAUAAAGCACUGCAGGGGGUCGCAGCGACUCACGGCUGCACGUGAAUAUGGUUUCUUUGGUACAUAUGCUAUUGGCGCAUCGGGAUAUAAGAUGAAAAUAUCGGACAUACGUGACAUAAAUUACACGUCUAUUAGAGAACAGAUCAUAUGUCGCAAACAUUAACUAGUAAUCAACUUUCAGCGGGCAGCUUUGGCCUCUCG